AUGGUUUAUUUAUUUUUAAUUAUUUGUAUUUUAUCAAUAAUAGAUAUUUUACAAUCUUUUAAUGUAGAUGCUAAUAAUGACGAUGUACUUAGAAGGCUUCCACAACUCAAUAAAGAGUUCAGAGCAAGACCAAGAAAUUUAAAUGGUUUUCAAGAUAAAGCAAGAGACACUAAAAUCAAGUUUAAUGGAAGACAUAUAAAAGAAUUUGAUAAAAAUGAACCUCCAAUAAAUGUGGCGGAUAAUAAAAAAAAAAAAUUUGGAAUACAAUCAAAACAUUCAUCUCAAAAUGAUAAAAGUGCGUUUAACAUUGAAAAAUAUUUAGGAAGAAAUAGAGUAAGUAAUAAAAUUUGGCAACAUGUAUGGAAACAUUGUAAAGAACCUCGUUGUUAUGCUGCAAAUAACUUUGCACCAAUGUUAGGAAAACUUUUAGAAGAGACAAAUUAUUAUCGAAAGUUACAUAAUGCAAAACCUCUUACCAUAUCACAUAGACUUAAUAUGAUGGCUUAUUUACAAGCUAAAAAGAAUGCUUUUGGUGGUAAAAUACCUCACUAUAUGGAUCGUAUGUAUGGUAAAAUUAGCGGUAUUAUUGAAACCAUUUAUUGUCCUUUAAUGGCUAAAAGAUGGUAUGAUGAAGGUUUAAAAUAUAAGUAUGGAGUAAAUAUGGUAACACCAGCAGCAUAUCAUUUCACAACAUUAGUUUGGAAAGCGACAAGUCAAAUUGGUAUAGCAAUUAUUAAAAGAAAUCCUUACGUUUAUUAUACAUUUAUGUUUUGGCCAAGAGGUAAUGAAAAAAAUUAUUUUAGAUAUAAUGUUUCAAGACCUAUAUAUAAUAGUUUAUUUAUGUCAAAAUUGUUUAAAAGUGGAUAUUAA
Molecule: messenger RNA, 870 nt
Organism: Strongyloides ratti
Lineage: Eukaryota; Metazoa; Nematoda; Chromadorea; Rhabditida; Strongyloididae
Product: CAP domain-containing protein
Exons: 3
Coding region: 1-870 (289 amino acids)
Source: RefSeq, a predicted model, not a curated record